AGAAAUUGCAAAUUCAUUUGUAGUGAAUUUGUAAAACAGUUUACCAUUUGUUUAUAAUUGAAUGUUUUGAUUAAAAACUAAGCAAACUCAAAAUGCGAUCUACACAACAAAUAAUUUAGUUUUGUUGUAAUCUUUAGUGUCAAUUAUAGUGUUUUGGCAAGAAAAUGACAGAUCCUUGGCUAGUUCAAAACUCAGGCCAACAGAAUAAUUCGGUUGAGAACGGUACAAGGGAAAACGGUGUGCAUCAACAGCAAGGCGAGGAAAAACUUGAAAAAGCGCUUUUGGAAUUUGAGGACAACUUCACACCUACUCCAGCAAAAAACCGGAGCGACAAACCGUCAACUUCAACAAAGAUUGACGGAAUCAAUAAACCUGAUCAUUGCCUUGAACCUUUGCCUGAUUCUGACAAUUACUUACGUGGACUCGAAAGAAAAUUGCAAAAAAUCAAAAAAGGUGCUAAUUUAGUGGAAGCCCUAACUGAGAAGCGUAACGACUGUCUUCGUCAACUACUGAAUAGUGGUGACGCCGAUAACAACAAUGAAGUGUUAGCCUUAGAACAACCUUUGAACAACAUUGAAUUCUAUAGACAUCUUCAACCAGUACAGGCUUUAUCUGUUGGUGAACUGGUCCAUAUUGUCAAACACGAUCAGUUACAACAAGAUCCAGCCCAAAAUACCUCCGACCAGCACCAAGAAUUGGAUGAGGAAGACAAAAAGGAAAUAAAAUAGUAUUAGAAAGUUAAAUGAAAAUGAAUACACAAUUCGGCGAAGUUUUUCUCUUUCUAACCGAUUUGGCUUGGAAAAGUAGAAUAACUAUACCGAUGCUAGUGACAACAGUCUUUCUCAUUAUGGAUAUACGUUUGCAAAUAGAAAUCAACAUACAAACCGGGCAGGCAGCUGCGGAUUUAGAUGAGCUUGAUGAUGAUUAUGAUGACGAUGAUGACGACGAUGAUGAUUCAGAAGAUUAUACUAGUGAAGGCUCGAGUGAUGAAGAUGAGAAUGCAAAUAUGUUUAUGGAAUUUGCACAUGAGCACAAUCAGCAGGAUAAUAAUAGCACUGCUAAUCGCUGGAGGCGUUCCUUAGGCUUGAGUUAGUUUUUGUUUUUGUAAUAAAUGUGUAAAAUUUACUAUAUUUAUCAAUAUUAAAUUUCAUUAUAUACAAAAAUAAUACAUACCUUUACUAUUAUCUUCAUAAAUUUAUUAUUAAAUAAUAUGCUUAUGAAUUAAAAUGUU
This is a messenger RNA of Bactrocera dorsalis (oriental fruit fly), 1231 nucleotides long. RefSeq lists its product as uncharacterized. Gene Ontology annotation, biological process: cilium organization. NCBI's taxonomy places the organism in Eukaryota, Metazoa, Arthropoda, Insecta, Diptera, Tephritidae. The transcript is spliced from 3 exons. Bases 165 to 728 code for a protein of 187 amino acids. The record is from RefSeq and is a predicted model, not a curated record.